AUGCCUCCGCCCUGUCCCAAUCUUUACCCCCGGUACUUCCCGCGCCUCUUCUUUUGCAUCGACCAGUGUAGUGAAUUCAGUCAACUGUAUCGCCAGCUCCUCAAUUACUUGGGUUUCCCUCCAGCCCGAGCCGAGAACAUAGCAAUAGGCCACUUCUGCCGCAUUCUGGCCGAGUUCUCUCUCGAGUACCGCACCACACGAGAGCGAAUUCUCGAACAGAACGCCAAGAAAGCAAAUGACCAGGAGCGCAGACAGACUCGCGGCAAGCUCAUCGACGACGUAAGUCGACCAAAUAUAGUCCUCGUCCUUCUCUCCUCCUGCCUUCUUCGCUCCCCCCUGGUCCUCACCAUGGACGAGGGGUUUGUAAUUGUCGCGCAUAACGUGCCAAAAAUCCGCACAGCUCCACCAGUAUCAAAGCAGCAAGCGGCAGAUGAUAUGGAAUUACGGCAGGUGCUUUCAAGUAGACGCGAGUCUAGUGAGUCUUCUUAUUCCUUCUUGCCUCGAUUGGGACCGAACACUCGUCGCAUGUGUAGUAGCUCGACUCUCCUCGCCAACUCUAAGCGUCAUCGUGAGCGCGGUAUGAGCCCCUGCCUGCCCAGCUCAGUGCUGGAUGUGACAGGACGAAACGAUCGCGAACACCGCGAAGGCAGUGUCCUACUCGACGCCUGCGAUCGUGCCUCCUCCCUCGCUCCGUCUGGAGGCACACUUGGCCGACGUGGUCCUUCCAAAGAGCGUCGCCGUGUGCAAGAGCGUACUCGGCAAGCCAACGACGAAGACCUCAUCUCUAGCAUCAUAGAGGCCUUAGAGAAGUAG
This is a messenger RNA of Echinococcus granulosus, 813 nucleotides long. RefSeq names its product FH1/FH2 domain-containing protein. Gene Ontology annotation, biological process: cortical actin cytoskeleton organization; actin filament network formation. Gene Ontology annotation, molecular function: actin filament binding. NCBI's taxonomy places the organism in Eukaryota, Metazoa, Platyhelminthes, Cestoda, Cyclophyllidea, Taeniidae. The record is from RefSeq and is a predicted model, not a curated record. The transcript has 6 exons. Gene Ontology annotation, cellular component: cytoplasm; cytoskeleton. The coding region runs from base 1 to 813 and encodes 270 amino acids.